Molecule: messenger RNA, 348 nt
Organism: Benincasa hispida (wax gourd)
Lineage: Eukaryota; Viridiplantae; Streptophyta; Magnoliopsida; Cucurbitales; Cucurbitaceae
Source: RefSeq, a predicted model, not a curated record
AUGACUAGAUGUAAACCCAUUAAUACUCCUAUUGAAGUCCAUACCAACCUAGGAGAUUCUGUUGAAGGAGUUCCAAUUAAUAAAGAAAGGUAUCAGUGUCUCUUAGGGAAAUUGAUUUACUUGUCUCAUACCAGAUUAGAUAGAUCUUAUGCUGUCAGUAUGGUCAGUCAGUUUAUGCAAGCUCCCUACGAGAAGCAUAUAGAGGUUGGUACUCGAAUUCUGAGGUAUCUGAAAUCUGCUCCGGGGAAAGGCUCAAUGUUCAAAAAACAUGACAAAAGAACCAUCGAGGCUUAUAUUGACUCAGAUUGGGCAGGAUCUGUUACAGAUCGAAAGUUAACCUCUGGAUAA